Messenger RNA from Oldenlandia corymbosa var. corymbosa, 2034 nucleotides. NCBI's taxonomy places the organism in Eukaryota, Viridiplantae, Streptophyta, Magnoliopsida, Gentianales, Rubiaceae. The record is from the annotation of a GenBank genome assembly.
AUGAUGCCCAUAGCUGGUAAUCAUCAUUUGAAUAUGAUGAUGUAUUUAGAUGAUGAUUCAUUUAAAGAAGCUGUAAGGCUGAAGAUGCUGAAUCAGGAGGCCACAUUCAGAAAUCAGGUUCAGGAACUUCACCGGUUGUAUCAGAUACAGAUGACACUAAUGAAGAAUUUUCAAUUGAAAGGGGUGCUUGCCAAACAAUCUGUGAACUGCACUUCACAAGGCACCUUCCAAAGGCAUUUAGAUGCUAAUUUUUCAGCCAGGGUCCGCGAAGGCCAUUUCGACCAGCAUUUUCUAGACAAAAGAGAUGGUCGGGGUACUAGGGAAAAUCCUGUACAAGUGGAAAACUAUUUCCCUGGUGAUACUGAAUCUUCUCUGGAUGAUGUUGAGCUCUCUUUGAGUAUUGGCGAGGGCACUAAGCAAAAGAGGUGGCAAAGGGAAAUUUUCCAUCAAACUCCCACUUCUGCCUCCUCCCGAGAGAUAAUUGACUUAGAAGAAUCAAGUUGCACUGAGUUGAGUGGAGAUAUUAAACCCAUAUUUGAUCUUGGCUGCAUCGCUGGCUCUGCUGAUUCUAGAGACCUGCAGGUUUAUAGAUCCAACUGCUUCUCCAUGAAUCGUGAAAGUAAACAUGUAGCUCAUGGGGUUAAGAGAUCUCUGUCAUUUGUGGAUGAGUGUAAAACUCAUCUGGAGCAGAACUCCUUAAAUGAAGGUGUGGAACUCUUUAAUGCCUCAGUUGAUGCAGCCUUAGAAUCAGGACAUGGCAUGCAUAUUGCCAGAAAACAGAUUGAAUUGCUCCCAGAUGUGAGUAUAUCACCCUUGACCAAAGUGUUUACUUCUCAUGAAGCAUUGUGCUUGGACCUAAAUAAGCCUCUGCCAGAUGAAUCACUUUUUGACCCGAAGGAGCAGCCACUGGAUUUAGGAGGUGGCUGCUCUGAUGUUACUGAAAGGGUGGCAGAUGAUGUUCAUAAAGGCUCGUCUCCUGAUGCAACUAGCUGUAGCUUAGUUGUAAAUAACUGCUCAGAUGAGGUUUCUGCUAUAAUUGAACGAGAUCCCCUGAAUUUUGAGGUUAUGGCUUCUAAUAGCAACAACAGUAGCACGAGUUCUAGAAGUGGCAAAGCUCUCUCUCCUGGUAAUGAGUCUAGUUCAGGACCAUCCAACUGCUGUGAUAUUCAUCACUGUCUCCUUGCUAACUCCCAUCAUAAAGAUGCAGAUCAGUUAGGAUCGAACUUCACUGGGAGAAGUGAUAAAGGUCAAAGAGUGACGGGAGUGAAAGAUGACAUCUUGAACGACAAAAAUGCAGUUCGUAUGCAUAUGUGUUGUAGGGCUGAUCCUGUUGAAGACUUAAAUAGUUCUCCUGCCUCAUGUAAGUCUAUUAUUAUGAAAAUUGAUCGUUCAUGCAGUUUGAAGACCAUGCAGUCAGGAAUUUAUCUUGGAAAAGCUGAUCCGUCUCUCAUAAAUUCCUCCCCUAAUUCUGAGUCAUCUCAGAAUGAAUCUUCUAGUCGGGAUGAAUCGAAAUCAAAGUCCUUGGAUGAGAAGAGAAAGGGAUCAACACCUGAUGAUUUUCUGGUUCGAAGAGGUGCUAUAUCUCUCAUGUACCUGUUUCUUGAAAGCUCGAGAAGAGAACACAGUUGCAUUACAAAGUUUGACGAGGUGAAUGAGAAUGGUAAAGGGAAGAGGGAUCAGCCGCAGCAUUCUAUUGAUACUUACGAAUCAAUGGUUCUGAAGCAGCAAGAAAGCAACAUAGACGACUAUUGUGUGACCUCAAAUCCUCCAGAAGUGAUUGGCACUGACAAAAAAGAUUUCGGAGUUAAAGUGAGAAGGGGUAGGAGAAUGAAAGACUUCCAGAAGGAUAUUUUACCGAGCUUGGCAUCUCUCUCCAGGCAUGAAAUUUCUGAAGAUAUCCGAAUUAUGGAGGGAGCAAUGCGAUCCAGGGAGUACAAAAGACUUCGAUCCAAGACGUGCUGUGAACAGAAAUGGUUUACUCCUGUAAAAAGUAAGAGGUCAAGGCUCAAUUAUGUAGGCAGAAAAUACAACUGA